Molecule: messenger RNA, 2472 nt
Organism: Pseudo-nitzschia multistriata
Lineage: Eukaryota; Bacillariophyta; Bacillariophyceae; Bacillariales; Bacillariaceae
Source: the annotation of a GenBank genome assembly
CUGCCGCCCAGAACAGAAUGCCUUACUAGUACGGUAGAUUCUGCGACGUCGGAGAGAGGUUGUCACAUUGCUUAUUCAUGCCACGAGACAGAAGAAAUCAACGCUACAUCGAAGACCACCAAAAGACUUUCAUUAUACGAGAGCAACACGAAGACAUAGGAAUCGACCGCACGCGGCAGCUGCAAGAAUUCUCAGGUUGACACGGAAAGAUGUCAGCCGCAGCAAUGGCGAGCACAAUCGGAGCGAUCUCGGACAACGUUGUCAGUGAUCGUGAUCUUCUCACGCUAGGAGCAUACGCAAACUCCCGCAAUGAUCAACUAAUCAACAUCAAUGGCGGGACAAGCCAUUCACUUCUUCCCGCCUUAACGGCAUGGCAGCAGCAGCCCGAAACAAGCGCUUCUGUGCCGAUGCAAACAUUCACCGUGCCGAAUACUACCCAAUACCCCGCGAUGGUGCAACAGAUUUCUGCUGCUCAUACACAGCAACAAAUCAUCAACAAUCUACAACCCAUGGCAAUCCCGGCGAUAGGAAUACCGAUCGUACCGACAGACGCCCUACAGCAAAAUUUAUUUGUUCAGCAGCAACAGCAACAGCAACACAUCCAACAAUUACAGCAGCAGUUGCACUUGGAGCAAUUGAAACAGGUUCAGCAGCAAAUGCAAUAUCCAGCUGUUCCCAUUUCACAACAAAUGCCGGUCGUGGCAUCGCCUAUACCGAUUAUUCACAAUCUCAUCCCCGAGAAUCUCCAAGCAUCUGCGUUGGCAGCAUCGAUGAACGGCACCGCUGGCUACGCUCCGGCAUUGAUUCUUCCCGUGAACAACAACCAAAAGUACGUAAAUGCCCUGAACAACAUGAUGAUGCUAGCGGCAGCAACAUCCUUGUCCUCGAACAAUGCCGCGGCGGUUGCCGCGGCGACGCAGCUCAUUCCGCAGCAGCAAUAUUUUCAGCAGGAGCAACAGCAACAGCAGCAGCAGCAGCAGCCGAUAGUGUCGAUACCAUUGACGGUGCAAGAACUGCCCUCGGUGUUGACCCCCGUGUUCAACGGUGUCAACCUUGCGUAUCCCGGCGUCGAACCACUCGGAGUCGAUCCCCCCAUCUACCUGGUUCGCGAUUUUUUGACGCACGCCGAGUGUGAUUUUUUGAUCCAGGCGGCGGAAGGGGCAUGGCAACCGGCACCAGUAGUGGGAAAGGGCGCGGGAGAGAUUUCUCCCAGUCGGACCUCUUCCACGUGUUUCUUGGCGCGGGAAGACCUCACGGAUUACAUGACGAAAGUCUCUGCCCUGACUUCCAAACCGGUGGAUCACUGCGAGCUUCCGCAAGUGGGGAGAUACCUGCCAACCCAGCAGUACCGGCACGUGAGUAACAUCAUUUGCGAUGUUCGUGUAGGGUGACUCGUUUGGACCGAUUGUGUAGCAUUUGCGAGAAAAAGUUCAAAAGUACAUUAUUCGAGCGCUUUCUGUGCGACACUGUACAAGCGCAGAACUUUCAUUUCGAUGCUGUGAUACGUUGUUUUUUGGUCUCACCGCGUUCUUUUUUCUUCCAAUCACACACCAACCAUUUCUACGACAGCACUCCGACGCGUUCGACCUGAGCAACGAAGACGGGCGACGCUUCGCCGAGAACGGUGGCCAGCGUGUCGUGACGGUCCUGGUGUACCUCAACGACUGCGCCCAGGGUGGCCAGACCGACUUUCCCGUGAUGAACCUAAAGGUCUCGCCUCGCAAGGGUACGGCCGUGGUCUUUUUUCCGGCGACCGUGGACGGCUACCUGGACAAGCGGGCCCUCCACGCAGCCCUGCCGGCCGUCGACACCAAGUACGUUUCGCAGGUGUGGAUCCGGCAGCACGCCUACACCGGAUCGCCCACCAAGAGGCUGGCGCAGCCCAUGAUCAACGUGUCCUAUUCGUAGCACCAUUGAUUCCCGAAAAGGAGCCGAGAAACCAGUCGAAGCGCGGAUGAAAACGACGCGAAACCAUUGCCACCACCCGUGGACGGCACCGCGAGCAAGGGAACGACCGAGGGUUCAAACGCGCGUACGACAGGGACUGUCCGUCGGGGAGUCGUACCGGCUACCACCGUUUCCCACGAAUCGACCACGGGCCGAGAGUUUUGUGGGAGGAGACACAGAAAGAGCUAUGCACAUGCCGGGGAGAACCCAUUUCGGGUUCGAGCACGCGGCGUCGCUUUCGCCGCUACCGGUAUCCAACGAGGCCCACGAAAACGGUGCUCGUUGCCCGAUGCACCCGUGCCUGCUCGCCAGGAGAGAAACAAACACCACUGGUUGGCACGAAUCGGUCGCCCGUAGACUCCUUGGUCGGACGUUUCCGCUUCCCGGUCGGAAUCUAGAAGGCUGCCGCGGUGUUCCACGAACGAAUGCGCCGAACGGAUCCCCUAUGGCUGCAACGAUAAAUACAACGAGUGUUACAAUGUAGAAUCAGUAGAUAGAGAAAACUAUUAAACCGCUUCCCCGCUC